UUCUUCUCCUUAUCCUUUCCAAGUCGGAAUGAUGACCACCUCCAGCAUUACUAAUUGUCUCCAUUCGGCGCAAAUAUUUCCUUGGCAUUUCUGCUGUCGAGUUUUGAUUCUGUGCAAUGAAGCAUGUUGCCACGGAGGAACGUCGCCUCAACACAGAGAGAGGAGGUUGAGGUACAUUGCCUACUGGCAAAAAAACCAAGAAGGAAAAAACACAAAAAAAUUGUUAAAAAUUUUGUUAGGCACGCAGAAAACAGCAAAUUUUGUAAGCUUUCAAAACCCCUCCUGUUUCUUCGUUUUUUGUCGCUUAUUUGAUUUUAGGGAAAACCGAAAACAGCAAAAAAUGUUAAUUUUUGUUAGUGUUAAAAUCUGA
Messenger RNA from Meloidogyne enterolobii, 370 nucleotides. NCBI's taxonomy places the organism in Eukaryota, Metazoa, Nematoda, Chromadorea, Rhabditida, Meloidogynidae. The record is from the annotation of a GenBank genome assembly.